This is a messenger RNA of Striga hermonthica, 399 nucleotides long. Lineage: Eukaryota; Viridiplantae; Streptophyta; Magnoliopsida; Lamiales; Orobanchaceae. The record is from the annotation of a GenBank genome assembly.
AUGGCGAACUCUCUGUGUUUCGGACCAUUCAUUUCCUCGAACGUCGUUGAUAACAGACCUGGGCUUAUUAGUCACAAAUUUAGUAGCAAGAAGGCGAAUUGGCUCAGCGACGCUACUUGCAGCUCAAAGGCUGCUCCUUUCGAAGCUUUAAAGCUUCGUGCUACAGACAGCAAACCAAGCACCAAACCAAAUAGCAUAAUCUGUGCUGAAUGUGAUGGAGAUGGUGCUAAAAAAUGUACGCAAUGCCAAGGCACUGGAGUCAAUUCAGUAGAUCACUUUAACGGCCAGUUCAAAGCUGGAAACAUGUGCUGGCUCUGCAGGGGCAAAAAGGAGAUUCUUUGUGGUAAUUGCAAUGGUGCUGGGUUUAUUGGUGGUUUCAUGAGCACAUUUGAUGAUUAG